GGAACGACUUCAUCCGUCUGGCUUUACUCUGUUAUGGAAGCCAUUUUGGGAUUUUCCUAGUAGUAAUUGUGAGUAUAGCUCGUAACUUUUGUCUAUUCCCACGGAGAUCGCGGAAUUCGGAUCUGAUGUUUGGAUACGCAGUUAUUAUUAUUUUUUUUUUAUCUUUAAAUUCCCGUCGAGAUGCGGCACGGAUUUUGCGCAUCCUUCAACUGGAUUGUCAUUUCUGAACUGGACUACCUUCAAAACAACAAGAGAUUAUAGAAACUGAUGGUCAAACUGCACGCUCAGCGAAUUACCAUGGAUUUUUCCCCUCUGCACACGUAUACUCCUCCUCACUGUACUCCAGAUAACACGGGAUAUACCUAUUCACUCAGCUCAAGUUACUCGACCGCAGCCCUUGAUUUUGAGAAGGAGCACCAAAUCAAUCCUGUGUACGAUUCGCCCAGAAUGUCUCGCCGUAGUUUGAGACUACAGACCAGCAGUGGUUUUUAUGGUGACAACAGCCUCACUGAGCUCACAGGCAAUCACAGUGUCGGCUCCUACAAGCAGACCAGCACCACCAGCAGCAGCAGCGUCAGCAGGGCUGUGCGGAGCAGGAGGCAGCAGCAGAGCUCAUCCGUGUACGAGUCUCAGAGCAUGUCUCAGAUUGUGACUCCGACUGCUCAGAAAGACCAGACCCUGUCAGACCUGAGUUUCACCAGUACAGCCAGUGAUGCAUCUCUAAUCUCUAGCCUGCUGGAUCAGUCCACACUCAGACAGAGCUCCACGGCACACGCAUACUCUGCACAGAGAAGAAGAAAUGCUCACAGCUCUCUGUUGGAGAAUGGAGACAUCAGUAAAACAGAAGCGCACACUAAUCUGGCUAACGGCUAUAUUUGUAAGGACUGCUCGUUCCACGCAGACGGGAAGGAGGAUGAAAUGGCAUGUUCCUUACCGUACUCGACAUCUGUGUCUUCAGCGUAUCAGACAGCUGAAGACGCCACUAUGACCACUUCUCUGAAUAGCGUUGACAAGACAGCUCAUGACAGCUACUGUGGCAGUGUGAACGUGCGAGAUCUGGUGACAACAGACAGCCAUCUCAAUCUCAACGGGUCACUCUGUGAUGACUGUAAAGGAAAACAGCACAUGGAAAUGCACACGGAGCAUAAACACUAUUCCUACACCCGCCUUGUAUACGCAGCCUUGUGGGCCCUUGUUUCUUACACAGGUGAUGACUGUAAAGGAAAACAGCACAUGGAAAUGCACACGGAACAUAAACGCUAUUCCUACACCCGCCAUGUAUACGCAGCCUUGUGGGCCCUUGUUUCUUACACAGGUUAUGGGCUUCUGCGGGUUUGCCGAGGUUUCGGCUCAGCCGGUGCGUUUGUGACCCGGAAGCUGAAGUCCGUUCUGUGGUUGGCAGUGUGUUCUCCAGGGAAAGCAGCGACUGGCGCCUUCUGGUGGCUGGGAACAGGAUGGUAUCAGCUGGUAGCACUCAUGUCUCUGAUCAACGUCUUUCUUCUCACCAGGUGUCUGCCCAAACUACUGAAGCUUCUUCUGUUUCUGCUACCCUUACUUCUGCUGUUCGGAUUAUGGUACCUCGGUCCGCCCAUCGCUCUGUCCUUCCUUCCAGCUGUAAACUUCACAGAGUUGAAAACAGCAGUCACCUCUUUCGCAUCACUUCCUCCACUCCCUUCUCUCCCAUCUCUUCCCUCUUUCCCAGCAUUCCCUUCUUUCACAAAAGAGCCACUGGUUGAAGAACAACACAUCCCACCCCCGGUCAUCUCACAGGCUGCAUCAGAAUCUAUUAACAGCGAGCGUUUGGCUCGGCUGGAGCAGCGUGUGGCGGCGCUGUGGGAAAGCAUCCAGCAGGGGGAGCUGAAAGCCAAGCAGCAGCAUGAGGAGGCCGUGGGUUUGGUUCAGGCCCUUCAGGACCAGAUGAACACACGAACCGACAGAGAGAGUCUCAGCCUGUGGGUCUCACAGCUCCUCGAGCCCAAGUUCACCACACUUAAGGGAGAGAUUGAGAGAGAAGCGGUCAGCAGGGCGGAGACUGAGGAACAGCAUGUGCAGCAUCAGACGAGUCUUGAAGCUCGACUAGCCGAGCUGGAACUCCUGCUGAAGAACCUGAACUCUAGAACUGAGGAAAUCCAUCUAACACAGCAGACUCCUGUACAGGCUCCUGUCAGUGUUGGAGUCUCUCAGGAGAAGCAUGAUGCCUUGCUCUCUGAGGUUCAAAGGUUGGAAGCAGAGCUAAGCCGCAUCAGAGGAGACCUGCAAGGGGUGAUGGGAUGUAAAGGGAAAUGUGACCAACUCGACACCAUACAUGAAACCGUGUCAGCACAGGUGAAAGAACAGUUGUAUGUGCUGUUGUACGGUCGUGACGGAGGUGAAGCAGAGAUCCCUGAGCCCCUGCUGCCAUGGCUGGCAUCUCAGUACAUGCGCUCUUCUGACCUCACUGCGACCCUCAUGACCCUGGAGCGCAGCAUUCUGGGAAAUCUGUCCCUGCAGCUGCAGGAGAGCAAGCAGCAGCAGUUCUCAUCUGAAACAGUUACUCAGACUGUUGCCCACACCGCCGGGGCUGCUGGGAUAUCAGAGGAGCAAGUCCAGCUGAUCGUCCAGCGCGCGCUGAAGCUGUACUCUGAGGAUCGCACCGGACAGGUGGACUACGCUUUGGAGUCUGGAGGUGGCAGUAUCCUCAGCACCCGCUGUUCUGAGACAUACGAGACUAAAACAGCAUUGAUGAGCCUGUUUGGAAUCCCGCUGUGGUACUUCUCGCAGUCGCCACGUGUCGUCAUCCAGCCGGACAUGUACCCAGGAAACUGCUGGGCAUUUAAAGGCUCCCAAGGUUAUCUGGUGAUCAGGCUCUCUUUAAGCAUGAUCCCUACCUCCUUCUGCCUGGAGCAUAUUCCCAAAAGCCUCUCUCCCUCUGGAAACAUUAGCAGCGCACCACGACGAUUCUCUGUCUAUGGGUUGGACGAUGAAUACCAGGAGGAAGGGAAACUGCUGGGUGACUACACUUAUCAAGAAGAUGGAGAAUCAAUCCAGACCUUCCCAGUUAUGGAGAAGAAUGACAAGGCCUUUCAGAUCAUUGAGAUGCGAGUGCUGUCGAACUGGGGUCAUCCCGAAUACACCUGCCUGUAUCGCUUCAGAGUUCACGGCAAACCUCACACUCAGUAAUCAGGCCUCGCUGUACAUUACUAUAUAACCCUUUAUGUACAUACAGGAAACGCUCGGACUUUAUUGCAGCACGGAUGAAACUGGGCUUGCAAGCUACAUUUUUAAGACUUUAAUACGAAUGAUGGACAGAGUUACAGAGUUAUGGAACUCGAAACAAAGAGUUACAAGGAGCACAGUGGGAAAGAGCAAUGUGUUUAAGCUAAAGGAUUCCCACUCAUUUCCUUCCCAAGUCCCUGUUCUUGCACUGAUUCAUGCCCUUUCGGCUGGGCCCUGUGUUACGCUCCUGCCCCCAUGCGCUCUCACCCGUAGAGGUAUCUGUGCCUUCAGACAGAACAUGCUUCUCUCAUUCUGUGUACAUUGUUUUGUUUUUUUCCUUUGUUUUCUGAAUGUACAGAGAGGUGUGAGGUUCAGGACACACUAGUGUAAGUAUCCAAGCUUGACUUCAGCCUCGUCCACUGGUCUCUGCCGCUUUAACUAGUCUGCAAGGUCGCAGAGAGUGCCCAUCAGCUAGAAGAGGGAGUAUUUGUUGGUUUAAAACCUUUACCACUGCUAAACCGCUAAAUCCCACAAAAUCUGAUGAGAUCAUGUCUGGAUCAGAUUUCAUCCCAAAUAAUUUACGAAACAAAUCCUAUUUUAGGGUUACUUGGAGAGCUUUCUCAUUAUUAUUAUUAUUAUUAAUGCAAAAAAAAAAACAUUGUUACAUUUUAACAUUGUAAUAGCAUUUGCUCAACUGCUUUUUAAUUUGUACUCAUUAGAUUUUUUUUUUUAUUAUUGUAAUACAG
Sinocyclocheilus anshuiensis is the source of this 3941-nucleotide messenger RNA. It is a transcript of the gene sun1b, whose product is annotated as Sad1 and UNC84 domain containing 1b. Gene Ontology annotation, molecular function: protein-membrane adaptor activity. The transcript has 22 exons. NCBI's taxonomy places the organism in Eukaryota, Metazoa, Chordata, Actinopteri, Cypriniformes, Cyprinidae. The record is from RefSeq and is a predicted model, not a curated record. The coding region runs from base 268 to 3159 and encodes 963 amino acids. Gene Ontology annotation, cellular component: nuclear envelope; meiotic nuclear membrane microtubule tethering complex.